AUGCGGCUAUUAUCGCUUCUAUUCAGCGUUUUCCUCGCUUUCCUCGCGGCACCUUCGGUGUCUGCGAUCAAGGUCAUCAAAUCCAAUGCCUUGAAUUUGUGUCAAGACAGCAACAAUUUCACGGCAACCUAUUUCGCCGUCACGUUCACCCCCAACAACCGUUCUCUGGCAUUCAGCUUCGAUGGAGUGGCCUCGAUUUCGGGAAAAAUGACUGCGGAGCUAAUCCUUAACGCAUACGGAAUCGAGGCUCUCCGAAAGGAAAUUGAUCCGUGUGAGCAGAACCUGCAAGGCCUUUGCCCUAUGAACACAGGUCCUAUCGACGUUAAGAAAGCUACCAUUGACGUUCCGGAAGAAGUCGUCAACAGCAUUCCCGGUAUCGCAUAUACUGUCCCCGACCUUGACGCCUCUGUUCGCAUCUAUAUCAACUCGACGGAAACAGGAAAACCUAUCACAUGUCUCGAGGCUAGUUUAUCCAACAGUAAAACGGUCUACCAGCAAGGAGUUGGUUGGUCUACAGCAAUUAUAUCCGGCUUAGGUCUGGCAGCUUCGGCCAUUACGUCCGGACUCGGUCACUCGAAUACAGCCGCACAUGUUGCAGCGAACGCCCUGUCUUUAUUCAGUUUUAUGCAGUCGCAGGCCAUCAUUGGUAUGACUUCUGUUCACAUGCCGCCGAUUGUAGAGUCGUGGACGCAGAAUUUCCAAUGGAGUAUGGGUAUCAUUCGCAUUGGUUUCCUUGAAACCAUCUGUACAUGGUACCAGCGAGCGACCGGAGGAACCCCGUCCACAAUUCUCUCGCAGCUUUCAACAACUUCGGUUGAGGUGCUGAAAAAGCGAUCUUUCGAUACUUCGGUCGGUCUAGCCAGAAGCGCCUCCGGGCAUCUGUUUAAGCGCGAGGGAGAACAGAGUGGCGCGAAAAGCAGUAGUAUUACCGUCAAGGGUAUUGAGCGUGUCGGAUUCAAGGCCAAAAUCGAACAGACCAACAUUUUCUUGACGGGGCUAAUCUUUUUCGUCUUCUUUGUCACCGUUGUGAUGAUUUUUGUUGCUCUUUUUAAAGCAGGCUGUGAGGUCUUGGCGAAGCACGGCAAAAUGAAGAGCGAUAAGUUCCAGGACUUCCGAAACGGAUGGAAGACUGUUGCUCGAGGAAUCCUCUUUCGACUUACCCUGAUCGGCUUCCCGCAGAUGUGUAUUCUUUGUCUGUGGGAGUUCACCAGACAGGACUCGGCCGCCGAGAUUGUUCUUGCCGUGAUUAUGCUGAUAUCGAUCAUUGCGGCCCUGGGUUGGGCAGCUUUGAAGGUCAUUCGCCUUGCGAAACGCUCGGUUACCAUGCACAAGAACCCGGCCUAUAUCCUCUACUCUGAUCCCACCUGUUUGAACAAGUGGGGUUUCUUGUACGUGCAGUAUCGCGCCACAGCAUAUUACUUUGUCGUGCCCACGCUCGCAUACAUCCUGAUCAAGGGCAUGUUCAUCGGCCUCAGUCAAUCGGCUCCCAUCGUCCAAACAAUUGCUCUGGUCAUCAUCGAGGCUGCCAUGUUGAUCGCGGUCAGUGUUAUGCGACCGUGGAUGGACAAGAAGACGAACAUCUAUAACAUCUCGAUUGCCGCCAUCAAUUUCCUCAACGUCAUCUUCCUGUUGUUCUUUUCCGAAGUCUUCAACCAGCCUGGAAUUGUGACUGGCGUUAUGGGUGUCGUAUUCUUUGUUAUCAACGCGGUCUUUGCUCUCAUUCUCCUGAUCAUGGUUCUCGUCGCCUCCGUGUACGCCAUCGUGUCGAAGAACCCCGAUACACGCUACCAGCCCAUGCGUGAUGACCGUGGAUCUUUCAUCAAGUCGCAGACCCAGCUGACCACCGAAUUGGACGCUCUGGGUGCUACCGCCCGAGGUGACAUGAAGACAAAUGCGUAUAAGUCGAGCGCUUUUGAGGAUGAUACUAGUUCAUUCUCAAAUGGUAACGGGGCGAGCGUGAGCCAUCAGAACCUCGAGGCGCACGAUGCGUCACCGAUGUCUGCGCGCCCUCCGGUGUCUCCUGUCGAUCCUUCGCUGCCUCUGUUCCCCAGUGCGAACGAUGCUCCGGCCCGACGACCCACCUUUGAUGCACGAUCGCCAUCCCCAGUUCCGCGAGGAGUCAACGCCUCGCCAUUCAACAAUCCAGCUGCAUACAGGGCGCAGAACUCGUCUAGCCCGUGGCAAAGGGGUGCUGGAUACGAACACUAG
Molecule: messenger RNA, 2208 nt
Organism: Aspergillus affinis
Lineage: Eukaryota; Fungi; Ascomycota; Eurotiomycetes; Eurotiales; Aspergillaceae
Product: transient receptor potential ion channel family protein
Exons: 2
Coding region: 1-2208 (735 amino acids)
Biological process (GO): transmembrane transport; fungal-type cell wall biogenesis
Source: RefSeq, a predicted model, not a curated record